UUCUGCUGCUGCUCCGCUUCUCAAACGCCUCAAUCGCAUUUAUAUUCAUGCCUUCCUCUAACCGGAUAACUAAGAACAACUCAAAGUGGUUUCGUUUUGGGGCGUGAGAAGAUCUCAUCCUGUGGGAGCUCAGAUGUCAACAGCUCUAGUGAAGGUGACUGGUAAAUGCACGCGCCAAAAUGCUCUAGUAUAUAUAUAACACCGGGAAUUAAGGAGUUUGUGUAAUUAAGGCUCCCUUUGGCGAUGUAAGGGACUUAUUUAUUUAUUUAUUUUGCAAGAGAGUCUUGUCCUCGAGGGACAUAUGCCCGCGCCCCGAGUGUCAGGCUGGACUCUACCCCGAGGACAGUGCCCUAGGCUUGGGGGUUAGAUGGUGCUGAUUACGGACGACAGGGAUGGAGGAGGCGCCUCGUCGGUCCGGGUCAAACAGCUCCAGCAGCAGCAGCAGCAGCAAAAAGUCGGCGGAAACAUCGCCCAUGUCCACCCGACCAUAGCCGAGGAGCCGCUGUGCAACUCUGACGACGAGGACUACUUAGGUUCAUGUGAAGAGGACGAUGAAGAGGACGACAGAGGUGAGGAAGACGAUGACGAAUUCGAAGAAGUUGACUUUGAGGACUUGGACGACGGCCGGAGCAUCGCGUCAGACGAUUCCUUCUACCCGCCAGAUGAUGCAUUUGCGGACUCGGAGCGCACCCCUUCGCCGGAAAGUCCCGAGCCGCUAUCUUUUUUCCAGGCGUGCUGCACCAAUAACCCGGCUAUCGCCCGGUUAAUGAUACGGCAUGGAGUGAAGGAGGAGGAGGUCAAGGAAACGGACAGGAACAACAGGACAGCGCUAUUGGUUGCAUGUUACCAAGGUUACGUGGAUGUUGUCAUAGCGCUGUCGCAAUGUCCGUAUUUGGAUGUCAACUGGCAGGACAGUGAAGGGAACACAGCUCUCAUCACUGCCGCUCAAGCGGGCCACAUAACAAUCACCAACUAUUUGCUGAACUACUACUCCGGGUUGGACGUAGAGAGGAGAAACUGCCACGGCUUCACUGCUCUGAUGAAAGCUGCCAUGCAGGGCCGAGUGGAAUGCGUGCGCUCACUCAUGAUGGCAGGGGCUGCCCUGAAUGCAAGAGACUUUGGCCGCCACUUGACUGCCAGGGAGUGGGCCUUAUUCACGGGCCGUUAUGAAACUGCCUGGGUGAUGACACGACUGAUGGAACGGCCCUGUCCCCCCCAGUACUGUGAUUCAUACAGUCUAGAGUGGCCCCCACUGGCAUCACUGGUGGCCAAAGCCCAGGAGCCCCGUGGCUGUCUGAAGCGAUUGUCCGACACUGUCCGGAAUGUCUUUAACAUUGCAAAUGUCACCAACCCUGAGGAUGAAGGUGUCAUCGAUCACAUGGUUUCCAUCACAACGGCCAUGAGGAGCCCUUUCAUUGCCAUGGCAUGCCAUACAGUGUGUCCUGACAGUCCCCCAAGUGUGGGCAAACGGCGCUAUGCAGUACCUGAGAUCAUCCGCCAGCAGCGCGCCAAGGAGCUCCGCUCCGUCAAUCCUGGCAGGGUGAACAGCCAUCUCAAACUCUUCCAGAACUCACGGGUCACACUAGUAGCCAAGAACUCAGCAGACCGCCGGGCCAGCCUUCAGGCCCAAAGCCUGGUGCCUCGACACAGGAGCUCCAGCCUGGGUGUGAUGGUUUACAGCGAAGCCCUGGAGCUGCGGAGGACCAGUCUCCUGCCCAUGCACAUGGUGCUGAGGAGGAGCAGCGUCAGGCCAGGCUUCAGCAUCCCAAAAGUGAGGGUUUCGAAGGCCCCAACACCGACUUACGAACCAGAAAAGAUCCGGAGGAGGAGUAGCGCCAAAGAUGGAGGGGGGCACCUGCUGCAGAUCCCAAAGUGGCGGUACAAGGAGUUAAAAGAAGAAAGGAGGAAAGCCGAGGAGGCUGAGAGGAGGAGGCUGGAGGCUGUAACCAAGAGACACCUUGCUGCCGGGAAAAGGAAAUAAUAUACAUUAAUUUGCCUCAAAGGACAUCACAUGCACUCUUACCAUGGUAAUUCAGGAGUUUUAUUGCUGAAGAGGCCAUCAAAUUGAACAGUUUUGUCUCCAAUGUUUUUCUACAACCUUUGAAGCUCAGGUUGAGCCUAGAAUUACCAGCAGUGUUCCUAAAAGAGGACUAAAGGUUGCGUUGGUCUGCUCAGUUUGCAUCCUCAAUUGAAUUCCAUUCAAUGUUAGGAGAAAGGUUGGCCUCUUAAAAAUAGCUUUUAUAGAAUAUUAGAAGUGUAUAACGCUCAGUGUCCUUUGUGAUGUCAAACAGUGAAUACCCAGGGGAUUUGAUACUUGAAAUGAUUUUAGAUAACUUAUUUUUCAUAUGUAUUGCUUUUUAAUGGAUGCUCAUUUUGUUACCCUUUGCUCAAUACAGCAGCGUUUUUGUAGUGUAUUGGAGCAAAAGACACACACAUGCUUUUUCAGACUGUAACCACAGCAGAAAUUUGCUCAUCUCUCUGCCUAAAAAAAAUGGAAGCAAUUCAUAAAAGAUGUUAUGCAAUAAUGUCUUUAAAAUAUUCAGUGGAGAAUACUAAUGGGUGUGUUGUAUUGGCUGAGAAAGCUAAACAUAAGUUUUUCUAGAAUCCAAUGUCAUUUGACAGCAAUAUUUUUAGAUGCUUUUUGUUCUGUUUUAUGAUGACAAACCCGUGAAUGUAUUUUGCUUAUAUAUGUAUUUUAUAUUAGAGAUUUAAAAGCUUUUUGAUGACAAACUUUUUAUUUUUUAUUCAAUACGGACUUUUUCAUAUAAACAGUUGUGUUUUCUAGUCUUAAUGUUCCGAGACCAAGAGCGAAAUGUAGAGCACUAUUGUGAUGUAACAGUUAGAAUCUUACCAGGUGGGAAGGAAGUUCAGAUUCUCUCCCGAAUGUUUACAUUGCAAAACCACAUUAACACUGGUUACAUGAGCAGUAAAGAAUCCUGCAACGAAGACACUAAGAUGUGUGUGAGUUUGGUGUAUACAA
Molecule: messenger RNA, 2980 nt
Organism: Toxotes jaculatrix (banded archerfish)
Lineage: Eukaryota; Metazoa; Chordata; Actinopteri; Toxotidae
Gene: ankrd33ba
Product: ankyrin repeat domain 33ba
Exons: 6
Coding region: 368-1981 (537 amino acids)
Molecular function (GO): protein binding
Source: RefSeq, a predicted model, not a curated record